Messenger RNA from Hibiscus syriacus, 1059 nucleotides. Its product is annotated as eukaryotic translation initiation factor 6-2-like. Gene Ontology annotation, cellular component: cytosol; nucleolus; preribosome, large subunit precursor. The record is from RefSeq and is a predicted model, not a curated record. Lineage: Eukaryota; Viridiplantae; Streptophyta; Magnoliopsida; Malvales; Malvaceae. The coding region runs from base 134 to 871 and encodes 245 amino acids. Gene Ontology annotation, molecular function: ribosomal large subunit binding. Gene Ontology annotation, biological process: cytosolic ribosome assembly; maturation of 5.8S rRNA; ribosomal subunit export from nucleus. The transcript has 8 exons.
UCACAUAUCCCCCCGCCGCCAAACAACUCUUUCUUCUUCCUACCAAGUCUGCUUCUCCCUUGCAUUCCAACAACAACAAACAAGAGCUUUUUCUUUUCAAUUGUCAUCUUUGUUCAGUUGUUUCUGCUUGAUAAUGGCAACUAGGUUUCAGUUUGAAAAUUCAUGUGAAGUUGGAGUCUUUUCCAAGCUGACCAAUGCUUACUGCUUGGUUGCAAUUGGAGGGUCAGAAAACUUCUAUAGUGCUUUUGAGUCGGAGCUGGCUGAUGUUAUUCCAGUUGUUAAGACCUCUAUUGCUGGCACUAGAAUAAUAGGACGGCUGUGUGCUGGAAAUAAGAAUGGGCUACUUGUCCCCCACAAUACCACAGAUCAAGAACUUCAACACUUGCGGAAUAGUCUACCGGAUCAAGUUGUUGUUCAGCGCAUAGAGGAGAAACUGUCUGCUCUUGGGAACUGUAUCGCUUGCAAUGAUCAUGUUGCUUUGACACACACUGAUCUAGAUAAGGAAACUGAGGAGAUAAUUGCAGAUGUUCUUGGUGUAGAAGUUUUCAGGCAGACGAUUGCCGGUAAUAUUCUUGUAGGGAGCUACUGUGCCUUAUCCAACAGAGGUGGCUUGGUCCAUCCUCAUACAUCCAUUGAGGACUUGGAUGAGCUCUCGACGCUUCUUCAAGUUCCACUGGUGGCUGGUACCAUCAACCGCGGGAGCGAAGUGAUAGCUGCUGGGAUGACCGUAAAUGACUGGACGGCCUUUUGCGGGUCGGACACCACUGCAACGGAACUAUCUGUGAUAGAGAGUGUGUUCAAGCUGAGAGAAGCUCAGCCUACUGCCAUUGUUGAGGAGAUGAGGAAGUCAUUGAUUGAUAGUUAUGUUUAGUGUUUUUUUGGAUGUCUGGGUUUUGCUUUUAUGUCAUUGCUAUAGUACAAUGUUUAAUGUGAUCAUAUUACAAGUUCUGAAACAUAAGGGGCCUUUUGUGUGAUGUUUAAUAUUAAGUUUAUAAAACAAGGAAAUGUAUAUUGUGAAUUCUUUUGAGAUGAAUGAUUUUGAUGAAGUCAAGUAUUGGU